Molecule: messenger RNA, 722 nt
Organism: Colletotrichum phormii
Lineage: Eukaryota; Fungi; Ascomycota; Sordariomycetes; Glomerellales; Glomerellaceae
Exons: 1
Coding region: 108-473 (121 amino acids)
Source: RefSeq, a predicted model, not a curated record
CGCGCGAGCGACGCAGUUUUGGAGUCUCACCAUCGUGGCCCGCGUAACCCGCGUUCCUGGCCGGAGCUGGGCCGUCGGUCUCGCUCGUCCACCCUCUUUCUGUCUCUAUGGACAUUCUAGCUCUAUCUCUCUCCGUCACUAUCAAGUCUCUCUUGCCCUGGACCCCUCUUUUUUGCCCACAUUCGCCCGCCGCCGCCGUCGUCUGGUUCGGCUUGAACCCCGCUAGCCUGGACUCAAAAUCGAUCUCUGUACUACCACAAGGCACUUGCGAUGCAGAUGCUACACUAGAGUCCCAUCAUCGCUGCCCUUGGCCCCUCACUCUCUCACACUCAAUGGACUGCUGCCCACAUCGUUGCCCACAUCUUCGACCCCCCUUGAGCAUUCGGGGACAAGGCCAGGUAGGUUUGUUCGGCGAAGUGCCUAUCCCACCAACUUGGGACGAGCAAAUGACAAUGUUCCGAGGGUUUUUGUGACCUGUCACUUUCUCAAAGUACCAUCAGCAGUAGGACAAAUUCCCGAUAUCGACAUCGAGGUACGCGCUAGGCCCGCUUAGACCGUAGCAUCAUCUGCUGAAUGUCUCUCCUCGGGCCUCUCGAGUGGCCCCAAUAUUGGUGAUCCUUGCAGAGUCAGUUUGCCCCUGGCAGAUGGGCUGAUUCUACAGAGGCCCUCCCCGGAGUCCAUCUCUCACUCUCGUCGCGCUCUCUCUCUCUCUGCGUGUGAGU